AUGGCCGAGGGACACCACCCACACCUUCCGCACCUCCAUAGCGGCGGUGCGGCCGACGACAUCGACGAGGUUGACAAUAUUGGUGCCACCAGUGGCACUGGCGGGCGCAACCCCCACGCGUCUGCCAACCGCUGGCGCCACCAGGAGUCGCCGGCCUUCGCUCGUCACGCCGCGGCAUCGGCCAACAAGGCCCGCGACGAGGAACGCCCCCGCGGCGACGUCAAGGAUCUCACGGCCUUUUUAAACGCAUCGCGAAUCACACCUGCAGAGUCGGCCGGCGCUGCUGUUGACCCGUCCUCUCCCACCGCGGCCAAAUACAGCCCUAACUCCGGGUCGGCGGCAAGGUUCACGCCCAUUGUGGUGCCCGGCGAGGUGGGUGCGGCAGCUACUGGGUCUCCGGCCGCCGCCGAUGGACAAGCGAUAGGCGUGCCCUCUAACGGCGAGGAAAUCCUUGUGGGCCCGCUGUUGAACUAUCGCCGCAUGGAGGACGACCGCUGGAUUGGCAGUGCUCUAAUCGUCACCCGCGGUGGUGGCAAGACGCAGCCCUUCGUGCCCACCGCCCUUAUCGGCCCUGUUCGCAAUGCGGCCGAGCAGGCGCCGGCACCGACAGAUGGUCCAUCUGCGAACGGGACUGGUUCCGUUGCAAAGGCGAGUGGUGGCAGCGCGCAGGAAAUCCAGGGCAUAUGUCUCUACUCCGAUCCCCGCAAUACGUUCUGGCGGUUUGACCUAUCGGUUCCAAUGGGUGAAACGGAGUCGCGCUGGCAGUACUCAUUCCCGGGGCUGCGGUACACGAGCGACACCAAGCCACGCAUCAACAUUUUCUCUGUGCCGGCUGUCACAGAAGCCAUGCGCAUCCUUUUCUUCUCUUGCAACGGCUUUAGUGUGGGCACAGACGAGGACGCCUGGAGUGGGCCUGCUCUGUGGAACGAUGUCAUUCGGUACCACGCCAAGACUCCCUUCCACGUCAUGAUCGGUGGUGGUGAUCAGAUCUACAACGACAGCAUCCGCGUCACCGGGCCCCUGCGCGAGUGGACCGCUAUCGGCAACCCAAAAAAGCGGCACGACUUUCCAUUCACCGAAAAACUCCGUGCCGAGUGCGACGAUUUUUACCUGAAUAACUACAUUAAGUGGUACUCGACGGAGCCUUUUGCAGCGACAAACGGCCAGAUUCCGCAGCUCAACAUUUGGGACGACCACGAUAUCAUUGACGGGUUUGGCUCAUAUGUCAACGAGUUCAUGAAGUGCGACGUGUUCCGUGGUAUUGGGGGUACGGCCCACAAAUACUACAUGCUGUUCCAGCACCAUCUACCACCACCGGCCUCAACAUACACGUCAGAUGCUCCUCAGGUCGCCGAGGCGCACCAGGCUGACCUUGUGCAGCUUGUCGACACAUAUGUAGCGCCUCCCAUAAUUGAGCCUAACUACAUCAUCGGUUCGAAACCAGGACCCUAUGUCGCCGAGUACUCCCACAACAUGUACUGCAAGCUGGGCGCCCGAAUGGCCUUUGUGGGACUCGACGCCCGUACAGAGCGAACUCGUCACCAAGUCAACUAUCCCGAGACGUAUGAGCAAAUCUUCUCCCGCUUAACGGCCGAAUUCCGUGUAGCUGCCGCUGCAGAUGAGCCGAUCAAGCACCUCAUUCUGCUCCUUGGCAUCCCCAUUGCGUAUCCUCGUUUGACUUGGCUGGAGAAUGUGUUCUCGAGUCCGCUUCUCGGCCCGGUCAAGUUUAUGAACCGGCGAUUCGGCUUUGGUGGCGGAUUCUUCAACUACUUUGAUGGCAACGUCGAUCUACUGGACGACCUCGACGACCACUACACGGCACGCACUCAUAAGAAGGAGCGUAAUUGGUUUAUUGAGCGUCUCCAGGUUCUCAGUGCCGAGCAUUCCGUGCGCAUCACGAUCUUGGGCGGUGAUGUGCAUCUGGCGGCUCUGGGUCGCUUCUAUGCCAAUCCUGACCUCAAUGUUGCAUCAGAGAACGACUACCGGUUUAUGAUCAACGUUGUAUCGUCGGCCAUCACCAACAAGCCGCCCCCGGCCGCUAUUGCGAAUUUACUCGCCCGCCGCAACAAGAUCCACCAUUUGAACAGCUCGACCGACGAGACGCUAUUCAAGCUGUUCAACAAGGAUCCCGGUACAUCGACGAAGACGGCCAGUCACAAUCAAGUGACGAUGCCAAGCCGGAACUUUGCCAUCAUCACCGAAAAUUCACCGAACAACACUGAGUCUGAAGAGCGACCCCGGCCCCAAACCAUAGCUUCGGAUGCUGCCGUGCAACCAAAGCCGCCACCGUCUCGAGGUUCUUCUCGUUUCGGCCGUCGGUCGGCCUCGAGGCGUAGAGAAAUGAGCUCCAAUGAGCCCCCCCGCGGCUCGAGCGCGGGUGCGAGUACUGCAGGGGGCGCCAAUGGCGAGCCGAAGGCCCAUGCAAAUGGGCGAAAUGGCCACCAUGCCCUGCACGCAGGCGAAGAGGGUGCCGGCACGGAACACAGGGCAGCAAGCGAUCUGCACGGCAAGGGCAACGACGGCAGUCUCGACGUCUGUAUUCGCGUCGAAAUAGACCAGCAUGACCCAGAGGGUAAGACGGAGCCGUACGGCCUCACCAUUCCGCCGCUGGACUACACAGGGCCGCCUCCCAUCCCGAGGGUGCCACACCACUUCCGAUCGAGCCGGCCCAACACUGGACACCGUUCGACUACGACUGCGUCGUCGGCAUAA
This is a messenger RNA of Sporothrix schenckii 1099-18, 2712 nucleotides long. Its product is annotated as transcription factor btf3. The transcript is spliced from 7 exons. Gene Ontology annotation, cellular component: membrane. The record is from RefSeq and is a predicted model, not a curated record. NCBI's taxonomy places the organism in Eukaryota, Fungi, Ascomycota, Sordariomycetes, Ophiostomatales, Ophiostomataceae. Bases 1 to 2712 code for a protein of 903 amino acids.